Molecule: messenger RNA, 1368 nt
Organism: Guillardia theta CCMP2712
Lineage: Eukaryota; Cryptophyceae; Pyrenomonadales; Geminigeraceae
Exons: 15
Coding region: 1-1368 (455 amino acids)
Cellular component (GO): cytoplasm
Source: RefSeq, a predicted model, not a curated record
AUGUCCAAAAGCUGCUGGCAAAGCACGCACAAGACAUCAACUUGCUACGAACAGAGAGUGAUACACUAUCAGGUUCUUGAUGUGAUACAAGGAGUCGAGGAAUACGAUGACAUCUUUCUCCUGCGAUUCGUCCUCACCCACCUGAGCCGAGGAGGGCUGCAAGCACAGGCCGAGGCCGUCAGGAAGACAGUCAAGUUCAGGCAGGACAAUCGCGAGAUCCUGUCAGAGGUUGUGAGGACUAAGAAGCCGCCAAAUCACGACAUCUUCAUCAAGUUUCAGGCAGCUGGAUACGUCGGUGACCUGGGAGGAAUGGAGCCGAUCCACGUGGAGGGAAAGGAGCGGAGGAGGAGGAGGGAGCAGGAGCAGGAGCAGGAGAAGGAGAAGGAGGAGGAGGACGACGAGGAGGAGGACGGACCACCAGUUCAAGAGCGGACAUUGUUGAACGUUUUGCGGCAGGAGAUCUACUUCCGGAUAUGCGACGAGAGAACGAGGAAGACGAGAAAGAUUGUCAAGACCCUCACCGUUAUGGACAUGGAUGGUUACUCCAUCUUCGACGGCGAUUCUCGCUUCUUCAAAGCGUUGGGGGAGUCGUCCAAGUUGUCGGCGAUUUACUACCCUCAGCUGCUGGGAAAGACCGUCAUGCUCAACGCUCCUUCCUUCAUGCGCGCGCUCAUGUCAACCGCCUCCGUCUUCCUGCCCAAGUCGACUCUCGACAAGAUCGCCUUCUGCCCUGCGAGCCGAGCAGCGCUCUACGCAAGGAAGGAUGCGAAGGAUCUCAAAUGCCCGUUCCUGCAGAAGAUGACAGGAGGUGAAGGAUGUGCGAACCUGCCGGACUUUCUCGGUGGAUGCCAGGAGCCGCCGGAGAACUUCAAGCCGAGGGCGCAGUCAGGGCAUGUGAAGUCGCUCAUGCAAGGAGAUCAACUUCGAGGUCCCGAUUGCUGGGUUACAUGCGUUGUGGGAGGUGAGGACGAAGAGGACGAGGACGAGGACGAGGACGAGGACGAGGACGAGGACGAGGACGAGGACGAGGACGAGGACGAGGACGAGGACGAGGACGAGGAGGGGGAGGACGGUGACGGGCAGCAGGUGACGGUGGAAGACUUUGGGAUCGACAUGAGCGCUGAGCUGAUCCCAUCGGAUGGUUCAGAGCCGCUGGAGGUUAUGAAGGUGCAGAAGAUCAAAGCGAACAACGGUCUCACCUCUGGUGACUGGAUCCUGCCGACAGCAGGACAGCUGCUGGUCCGUUUCGACAACUCUUACAGCGUUCUUCGAUCCAAGAACAUCGAAUACCGGAUCAUGGUCUCUCCUUCACAGACAGAACAGGAAAACGAUCUCACCAACAAUUCAGACAAUCUCUCUGUACUAUAA